UUGGUUACUAGACACACGAAUUUUCAAUUCAAAGCCGAGAAGCCUCCCUAGUACACAAUCAAAUCCAUGGCCCCCCAUCACAACCCCUUCCCUAUUGCUUUCAUGAUCCUCAUCACCCAAAAAGAUCGCUCAUCAUAAUUCUUAGCCCCUAGAAAAGGAGACAGAGAGAUCGACAAAGCGAAAAGAGAGAGAGAGAGAGAGAGAGGAAGCAAAAGGAAGUGAAAAAGGCUUCUUUAACUAGAAAAAAGGAGAGGCCCAGAAGAAGGAGAAGAGUGAAGAAGAAGUAGGAGGAGGAGGAGGAGGAGGAGGAGGAAGGACAAUGGAACAUGAGGAGGAAGAAGACGAGGAUCAGCUUGUAAUGAUGACGAUGAUCAGUCGCAGCAUCAGCCCAGAAAAUCAAAGCCACCCCACAUUCGAGCCGAGCUGGAAACUUUACGAGAACCCGUUUUUUAUUUCCCCACACAAUCAUCAGCCUCAUCACCAGCACCCUCAUUCAUCACCUUAUCACCAUCGUCAUCUGCUUCGUCUCCCUCUGCCCAACUCUCGCAAGAUUGCUGCUGCUGCUUCUUCUUCCUCUUCUUUCUUGGAUCUCGCCUUCUUGAGAGCUUCCAUGGACUCCGAGCUCCAGCUCCUCCGCGCCCAGAUCAAGGAAGUGAGGUCCGAGCUGGAGCACGAGCGCAGGGCUCGCAAGAAGGUCGAGCACGCGAACAAGAAGCUCGGGAAGGAGCUGGCCGAGGAGAGGCGGGGGCGGGAGGCCCUCGAGCGGGUCUGCGAGAGGCUCGCGAGGGAGGUGUCCGCCGACAAGGCCGACAUCGACCGGAUGAAGGGUGAGAUGGAGGAGGAGAGGAAGAUGCUGCGGCUCGCCGAGGUCUUGAGGGAGGAGAGGGUCCAGAUGAAGCUCGCCGAGGCUAGGGUCUUGCUGGAGGAGAAGAUUCAAGAACUCGAGAGAGCUGUUCGUUCCGCCAGGAAUGGAGGGCCGAGUGAUUACGAGGACGAUCGCGUCGAGUUGGUGCCGAGGAAAAUCGGCAGGAUUUUGUUAUUCGGAGACCGGUCGAAGAGCCGGCUGGUUCUGAGCGAGAAGAACUCGACUUGCGGCGACGGCAAUGUCGUCGGUCAUCAUCCUAUCCAUGUGACUACGAGAGAGAAUUCAUCGCCGGGCCGGGGUGCGGCGUCCGUCGACAACUGUGGCGGCGGGUCCAGUGUCAAAGAUCCUAACAAGGCGGGCUCUAUCAGCGGGAAAGCAUGCGGCGAUCACGACAAGAACGGGGCGGCUCCAGCAGCAGGAGCGGGUCAAAGGAGGCCGUCGCCGGAGCCGGAGAACCCGCACAUAAAGAGAGGGAUCAAAGGGUUCGUCGAGUUCCCGAGGGUGGUGCGGGCGAUCGGGUCGAAGAGCGGCCGGCAUUGGGGGACGAAGCUGGAGUGCCAGAAGGCUCAGAUCAGGAUCUUGCUGAAGCAGAAGAGCUCCCCAGCUGCCGCCAGAUCCAACAGCCUCGUUUGGAGCUAGACGAUGAUUUAUCAACCCCGAUUGCCAAAAAAAAAAAAACACAUGAUUGACCAGGUUCCGAUGAUUGGGCAGAUUUCAUGAAUUUC
Rhodamnia argentea is the source of this 1590-nucleotide messenger RNA. RefSeq lists its product as uncharacterized. NCBI's taxonomy places the organism in Eukaryota, Viridiplantae, Streptophyta, Magnoliopsida, Myrtales, Myrtaceae. The record is from RefSeq and is a predicted model, not a curated record. The transcript has a single exon. Bases 320 to 1504 code for a protein of 394 amino acids.